Molecule: messenger RNA, 818 nt
Organism: Tachysurus vachellii
Lineage: Eukaryota; Metazoa; Chordata; Actinopteri; Siluriformes; Bagridae
Gene: prkrip1
Product: PRKR interacting protein 1
Exons: 6
Coding region: 31-609 (192 amino acids)
Biological process (GO): negative regulation of protein kinase activity
Cellular component (GO): nucleolus
Molecular function (GO): double-stranded RNA binding; protein kinase inhibitor activity; protein kinase binding
Source: RefSeq, a predicted model, not a curated record
UAAGCCGAAGAAGACGGACAAACGGUAAACAUGGCGGCGUCUGAGAAAGACUCUAAACCGGGGAAACCUCCAAAGAAGGACUCACAGCCUUUAAUCAUUGCUAAAACGCCUGCAGAGGAGCAGCGGCUCAAACUGGAGAAGUUAAUGCGCAACCCGGAUAAACCGGCUACGAUACCGGAAAGACCGAAAGAAUGGACUCCGCGCGCGGCCCCGGAGUUCGUGCGUGACGUCAUGGGCUCCAGUGCCGGAGCGGGCAGCGGUGAAUUCCACGUCUACAGACACUUGAGGCGGCGAGAGUAUCAGAGACAAGACUUUCUGGACCGGAUGUCUGAGAAGCAAAAGAUGGAUGAAGAAUAUCUGGAGAAAGUGAAGGAGAACCAGCAUGCUGCUGAGGAGAGGACAGCCAAACGCAGGAAGAAGAGGGAGAAGAUCAAACAGAAAAAGAUGAUGGCCAAGAAAGCCAAACAGGAGAGCAAGAACCAAGCAGAGCCUGAUAAAGAGGAGGAGGAGGAAUCCUCGGAGAGCGAGAAAGAGGACGAGGAUGAAGAGGAAAAGAAUGACCGUGACGACGAUGCUGAGGAGCCCAGCUUUGUCAUGGGCAAGAGGUGACUCCUGAAGAAGCUUCUCAGGAAAGCACCAUGGUCCUGAAUCCCAGAAGAGAAAACUUCAAACACCCAAAAACACACAGACCUUUCUGGAGAACCUGCUGCAUACUGUGUGCUUGUUUUGUUGUAUUUCUAGAAUGUUUUUUUUUUUUCCCCUUGAACUGUACAUACUAUAUUUUUUAAUAAACAUCACAAAACCAACAGUUGAUCUUA